Molecule: messenger RNA, 3579 nt
Organism: Aphidius gifuensis
Lineage: Eukaryota; Metazoa; Arthropoda; Insecta; Hymenoptera; Braconidae
Product: organic cation transporter protein
Exons: 8
Coding region: 504-2435 (643 amino acids)
Biological process (GO): transmembrane transport
Cellular component (GO): membrane
Molecular function (GO): transmembrane transporter activity
Source: RefSeq, a predicted model, not a curated record
UCACGUGUACCUUGUAUGUUAAUUGAGCUUUGAUAACAUUUUAUGUUAUCAAACUUGAAUAUUUCGUAGACGGAAAUAGUUUUUUUAUUUUUAUUUUUUUAGCAGUAUUGUAUUAAGUAUUUACCUGAAGAAUUAUAUACCUGUCUAUCGGAUAAUGAGAUACUUUGUAUCCCUAAAGAAUCAUUAAAAGUAAAUAGCAAGUAAAAAAAAUUAAAGUGGGAGAUAUCUUUGAAUGACGGUUGGCUAUAUCAGUUGAAUAUACAUUUCAACAACCUCAGUAUAGCGGUAAUUUCUCAACUCUAAACUAACUCAAUUACAUUUGAUAAAUUUAUUUAUUUUUUUUAUACAUUUACCAAAUUUAAUAACGGAAGUUUAUAUAAGCAAAAAACUUGAUAAAUAAAAGUCUAAUAAUGCGAGUAACAAGUGGAUUGCACAGUGAAGUUAAAAAAUAAAAUAAAACAUAUUUUUAUUAUUAUUUAAUAUAAAAAUAUAAUAAAAUAAAUAUGUCGAGUAACGAGAGAUCUAAUUAUAAUAUAAACAUAAAUAAUCAAAUAACAAAUAAUUUAACAAAUCAACAACAAACAAAUAAUUUAUCAAAAAUAAAAAAUAAAACAAGAAAAGAUGUUGAUUUUGAUGAUUUAUUACCUUAUAUUGGUGAAUUUAAUCGUUAUCAAAAAAUAUUAUUUCUUUUGAUGAUACCAUUUGCAUUUUUUGUUGCUUGGGUUUAUUUUAGUCAAAUAUUUAUUACACUUAUACCAGAAGAGCAUUGGUGUAAAGUACCAGCAUUAGAAAAUUUAACUGUUGAACAAAGAGUUGCAUUGUCAAUACCAGUAACAGAUGAUAAAAUAACUGGUAACCGUCCAAAUUACGCAAAAUGUUUAAUGUAUGACAUUGAUUAUUCAGAAUUAUUAAAAAAUAAUACAGCACCAAUUGCUGAUCCAUCAUGGCCAACUAAAAAAUGUCAAUUUGGCUGGGAGUAUAAUUUUACUGAUAUACCAUAUCAGACAGUUGCAACAGAGAAUAAUUGGGUAUGUGAAGAUUCAGCACUACCAACAAUAGCACAAAGUAUUUUUUUCAUUGGUGCAAUAUUUGGUGGUUUAAUAUUUGGCUGGAUUGCUGAUCGUCAUGGAAGAAUACCAGCACUUGUUGGAUGUAAUAUUGUUGGAUGUAUUGCUGGUAUUUCAACAGCAUUUACAAAUAAUUUUUGGCAAUUUAUUAUUUGUCGUUUUUUUGUUGGUUUUGCAUUUGAUAAUUGUUUUACAAUGAUGUAUAUACUCGUACUUGAAUAUGUUGGACCAAAGUGGCGAACAUUUGUUGCAAAUAUGUCAAUUGCAAUUUUCUUUACAUUUGCUGCAUGUGUAUUACCUUGGAUUGCUUAUUUCCUUGCUGAUUGGAGAUAUACAGUUAUUGCAACAUCAUUACCAUUGGCAUUGGCAUUAUUAACACCAUUAUUCGUACCUGAAAGUGCCAGGUGGCUUGUUAGUAUGGGUAAAAUUGAUAAAGCUAUUGAAAUAUUACAUAAAUUUGAAAGAAUAAAUGGCACAAAAGUACCUGAUAAUAUAAUGCAAGAUUUUAAAGAUACAUGUGAAGAGGCAAUUAAAAAUGAAAAAGAAAAUUCAACAUACUCAGUAAUAAGUCUAUUUAAAAGUCCUCGUUUACGUAAAAUAACAAUAUUAUUGAUUCUCAUUUGGAUGGCAAUAUCAUUGGUAUUUGAUGGACACGUUAGAAAUGUUGAUAAUCUUGGUUUAAAUGUAUUUAUAACAUUUACAGUUGCUGCAGCAACUGAAUUACCAGCUGAUACAUUUUUAACAAUGGUACUUGAUAGAUGGGGAAGAAGAUGGCUUGCUUGUGGAUCAAUGGUUAUAUCUGGUGUAUUUAGUAUUUGGGCAUGUGCUGUAUCAGAUAAUAUUUAUUCAGCAAGUUUAGCAAUAAUGGGAAGAUUUUGUGUUAAUAUAUCUUAUAAUAUUGGUCUUCAAUAUGCUGCUGAGCUAUUACCAACAGUUGUACGUGCUCAAGGUGUUGCAUUAAUUCAUACAAUGGGAUAUGUUGCAAGUAUUGCAGCACCAUUUGUUGUAUAUCUUGGUGGAAUACAGCCAAUACUUCCACUUUUAUUACUUGGUAUAUUUGGAAUACUUGGAGGUGGUUUAUCAUUAUUUUUACCAGAAACAUUGGACAAGGUAUUACCACAAACACUUCAAGAUGGUGAAGAUUUUGGCAAAGAUCAGGGCUUAUGGGAUAUGCCAUGUUUCAUGAAAAAAAUUGAUGAUGAAGAGAAACCUGAGAUUAUUAGAUCAUACAGGUCAGACAGUAUUCAAAGAUCUUUGCGUGGAUCAUUACGUGGUGAAACAAUGAGAAGCAGUAUGAUCAUUCGUAAUAGUAUUAGAUCUCGUGUUAAUGGAAGUGGCAAUACACCUGUUGAGGUUGUUAGACUGUGAUUAAAUAGAUGAAAAAAAUUAAUUAUUUAUCAUUGCAAAAAUAACAUCAGUCUUAUGAAUUUAUUAAAUAUUUUUUUGGGAUAUUUUAAAUGCAAAAUUUUGAUAGAUCAUAUAGCAGUUGUUUUAUAAAUAUUAAAUUUUUAAUAAUCACUUUUAAAUAAUUUACAAAACACAUGUUUCAAUGUCAAAUUAAAAUUUUAAUUAAUUUCUAUAACUGUUGAUGAUAUUUUAGAGAUUUUAUAUUUUAUAAAAAUAAAGUUUUUAAUUUUUAAUUUUAAGACAAUAAAGUGAUGAUAUUAAUUUGAAAAAAAAUUGAAAAAAAUAUAUAUUCUUGAUUGAUCGAUAAUUAAAUUUAAAAAAUGAAAUUAAAAUAAACAAAUUAAAAGUCGCAGAUAUUUUUUAAAUUAGUUAAAUAAUUUACAGUAAGAUUAUAAGAUUAAAUACUAAAAUAGAUAAUUUUUAUGACAUACUUUUAAUUAUCAUAAAUUUUAAUUUCAUUUGAUCUCUUUUUUUUCAAUUACGUCAUAAAGUAAUCCAAAAAGUCGAUAAUGCAAAUUUUUUUUAAAUCAUAUUUUUAGCUAUUAUAUCCACAUAAACUGCAUUGUAUUUUUUUAUGUAACAAGAUAAAUGAUGAUAUACACAAACUAAUACUUUUGCAUAUAAAUAUAAAUAGAUUCUCAUAUUCUUGCUGUCGUUAUAUAUUUUACACAAUCUCCCCACUUUGUUUGAAUCCGUUUUGCUGACCCGCAAUUUUUUACAAGUAACGCAGUCGUCUUUGAAACUGUUCACAACAUACUCCAAUGCAAUCUCAAUAAUUCAAAACCAAAUAAUCAAGUGAUACUUCCAAUAAAUAUAAAUAAUAAUAAUUUUAUUAUUAAAAUUUUUUUAAAAAAAUCAUCAUUUAUUUCAUUAUUUAAAAAUUAUUUAAAAAUUUCAAUUGAAAAGUGAAUUUUCUUAAUUAUUUAAAUAACUAUUGUUUAUAUUUUUAAAAUAAUAUUUUUUCUUUUAUUUUUAUUUAUUCAUGUGACAAUUUUACAGACAUAGAGUCUUGCUAUCAUUGCAGCAUACUUGUUAGAUAACGAUAAAUUCAUUUGUGCCUUUUAAAAAAAAAACUUCAUUAUGAUAAUAAAAAAAAACACAUAAA